Lethenteron reissneri (Far Eastern brook lamprey) is the source of this 4484-nucleotide messenger RNA. RefSeq names its product cytoplasmic dynein 1 intermediate chain 1-like. The record is from RefSeq and is a predicted model, not a curated record. Gene Ontology annotation, cellular component: cytoplasmic dynein complex. Gene Ontology annotation, biological process: transport along microtubule. Gene Ontology annotation, molecular function: dynein heavy chain binding; dynein light chain binding. Lineage: Eukaryota; Metazoa; Chordata; Hyperoartia; Petromyzontiformes; Petromyzontidae.
UGUCUUGUGAACGCUUUGUACUCGGGUCGUUAAAAUCGUUCAUUUUUUUUAUUAACGGUAACCGCGUGAAAUAAUAACGGCAAAAAAAACCGGUUCGUCGUUUUAACCGUUUUUAUAUUGCUUCAAGAAACAAUUGCUGAGCAAAGGCCCAAAACAUCCAGCCAGAAACAAAUAGCACUGUCACAAUUAUGCAAUGUUAUUAUUGUACGAGUUCGGUGAAUAUAGACGAUGGGAGGGAAUUCCAAAGUGGAGCAGUGCGAGGAAAUAUGCAGCAAGAGAAAUGUUGUAACCUGAAGUGUGGUGAGUGGUUGGUGAUCAUCAUGUCUGACAAGACUGACCUGAAAGCAGAACUGGAGCGAAAGAAACAGCGACUGGCACAAAUUCGUGAAGAGAAGAGGAGGAAAGAGGAAGAACGCAAGCUGAAGGAGGCGGAAAUGAAGAGAGAGACGGUAUUUGAUGAAUCUGACCUGGAACGGAAGAGAAGGGAGACCGAGGCCCUACUUCACAGCAUUGGCAUCCCACCCGAACCCCCAUUAGAUGACCAUUGGACUGAUCAUUACAGUCAUCCACUAAGGGUCGUAACAUGGGAUACGUGUUUAUUUCAUUAUUUAGUUCCACCUCCCAUGUCACCUACCUCCUCCAAAUCACUCAGCACUCCCAGCGAGGCAGGAAGUCAAGACUUUGGUGAGGUGCCACCUGGGGUCAGGACACUUCAAUGGGAUACAGACCCUGCAGCGUUGCAGCUGCACACAGAUUCUGAACUCAGCCGCCGUGCAGUGAAGCUCAGCAUGACCAAGGUAUCUCACGUAGACUUGCCAGCCAGAGAGAUGGUGUCAUAUGCCAAGGAAACACAGACCCCUGUCACAGCUCAGCAAACAGAUGAAGUCAAUGAGGAAGACGAUGACAUAAUACAGCCGAAGCCAGCUGUUGAUGCUGAUGUGGAAAAACAAGAAGGAAAAGAAAGUGGUGAAGAUGCAGAAGGGCCAAGAAAGGGGUUGCCGACACUGGAGAAGAGGCGAAUCAAGGGGGCCCGGCUGGCAACAGUACAUCCAUGCGAGCUCACAGAAGAGGAGAAGGAACAGGUGCUUCACUCUGAUGACUUCCUCAACUUCUUUGACCGAACGUCACGUAUCAUGGAGCGUGCCCUGGCUGAACAUCAGGACAUAUUCUUUGACUACAGUGGCCGUGAUAACGAAGAAAUGGAUGGGGAGGUAUCGGCAGGUGCCAAGCUCUCCUUGAACAGGCAGUUCUACGACGAACGUUGGUCCAAACGUCGAGUGAUCACCAGCCUCGACUGGUCUGCCCAGUACCCCGAGUUGCUCGUUGCAACCUAUAAUAACAAUGAAGAUAGUCCCCAUGAGCCUGAUGGAGUGGCCUUGGUUUGGAACACAAAAUUCAAGAAAACUACUCCUGAGUAUGUCUUCCAUUGCCAGUCAGCUGUGAUGUCUGCAAGCUUUGCUCGUUUUCAUCCAAAUCUGGUGGUUGGUGGCACCUACUCGGGUCAGAUUGUGCUUUGGGACAAUCGAAGCAAUCGCAUGACGCCUGUACAGAGGACCCCCCUGUCAGCAGCAGCACAUACGCACCCAGUGUAUUGCGUGAAUGUGGUGGGGACACAGAACGCGCACAAUCUCAUCAGCGUGUCCACAGACGGACGAAUGUGUUCCUGGAGUCUGGACAUGUUGUCCCAGCCACAGGACAGCAUGGAACUCGUGCACAAACAGUCCAAGUCGAUCGCAGUCACCUGCAUGACCUUUCCUGUCGGUGACGUCAAUAACUUUGUGGUGGGCAGUGAAGAGGGUUCGGUAUACACUGCCUGCAGGCAUGGGAGCAAAGCAGGGAUCAGUGAGGUGUUUGAAGGGCACCAGGGACCAGUGACUGGCAUUCACAGCCACUCUGCUGCAGGACCCAUUGACUUCUCUCACCUCUUUCUCACCUCUUCGUUUGACUGGACAAUCAAGCUCUGGACCACGAAGAACAACAAGCCACUCUAUUCUUUCGAGGACAACUCGGACUACGUGUACGACGUGACGUGGUCUCCGGUCCACCCGUCGCUCUUUGCGUCUGUAGAUGGAAUGGGGCGGCUCGAUCUGUGGAACCUGAACAGUGACACGGAGGUUCCUGCCGCUAGCGUUACGAUCGAUGGCUGCCCAGCUCUGAACCGCGUCCGUUGGACUCACUCUGGUCGUGAGUUGGCGGUGGGUGACUCUGAAGGCCACUUGUGGAUUUACGAAAUAGGCGAGCAAUUGGCACUGCCACGCAACGAUGAGUGGACGUCCUUCGCUAGGACUCUUGUGGAAAUCCGAGCCAACAGGGCAGAUGCUGAAGAGGAAUCGUCCCGUAUCUAAGAUCCAGCUUUUCCAGUGUGCCGGUGUUCCCAAGGCAUAACAGCUGCUUGUAGCUGAUAACUGUAUAUGUAGGUUAUACUCCGUGCAGAGUUAGUGAAGACAUGUGCUUCUGCCACAGCUGCUGUCUGCUACAGAACUUGCCUUAUGACUCAAAAUAACAAUACAUGCCUAUCCCUCCACAUAAAAAUAUGAAAGUAUGUUUUAGACAUUGCAUCAGCAACACAGCUUACUGGGAGUAAAUUCAUGGAAACUCUAUUUCGGUUUUUGACAGUUGGCGUCUCAUCAGUAGUUCGGCUUGCUUGAACAAAUGGUGGUGACCUUCUGUAUUUUACAUAUGGAUCCUAGUUUGAUACAAAACUUUAUAAUACAUAACACAAAACCAUCAUAAGUGUCGUUGAGGAGAAUAUUAUGACAUCUAUAUAUAUGUCUUGCCUGUACACAUCUGGAAGUUCACCGGUAUUGGUUGAAGUAAGCCAUAACUACUGAUUAGACGAUGCAUAUUGAAACUGGUCCAGAAUUUUCUGGUGUUAAACCAAUGUUGCUUUUUUUUUAUCCCAAAAGGCUGCGUGCCUGAUGAGAUAUUUAAAACAAUAUUAGUAUUUUCUGUGCAGGAACAAUAAUGUGAAAUGAGGCGCAUUGUCUGCUUGUUUAUUUUGUUACUUAUAAUCUCCAAUGACACUAAUCAUGUUGUCAUAAGCAGCAUUCUAACCAGUAGUAUUUACUGUAUGGCUUUUCUUUCGCUUUGGAUGUUAGCAUUACGAUGCAUUUAGGGAUUCUAUACUAAUAUAUUAAAAGUCAACACAACACUGAAAAAUAAGUUUUGCAUGAAUGCCAUUAUUUAACAAUACACUGCAACCUCUGCUGAAAUUGAUGUUUAAACUGCUACACUACAUUGUGUUAUUAUACACAGGGGUCAGCAACCUGCGGCUCCAAAGCCGCAUGCGGCUCUUUAAUGACUGCUUUGUGACGUUCUUUAUUAACGACUGUCUCUUAUUUACUUGCAUUGCGGCUCUUGAAAUAUUGAGUUUAUUACAGAAUUCGAAAACAAUGGCUCUUGUUAUUUUGGUUACUGACCCCUGUUAUACACCCUUAUAUGCUGCCUGUAAAGAUGAAAUAGACCUAAAGAACAUUACCUAUCUAAUGAAUGGGAUAUUAUGGUAAUUGGAAUGCUAUCUUUAUUUAUGUAAUAUUCUAACUUAUUCGUAUUUAUUGAUAAAUAUGGUUUUCAGAAUUAGGUUUAUUCAUUACCGUAAGUGAAUAUUGCAUUUAUUUUAAACAAUCGAGCACAGGCCCAAAAGCCCAAUACGUCAAGCAGCCAGCAAUACACAAAUUUGAGUUGUAGAUCAGAGUAAACGUGUUUCCUGAAUUGAGCUUGAGAUGGAAUUCCAGAGUGGAACAGUGAGAUGAAAUAGAAGUGUUGUGACCUGCAGAAUGGUGAGUGUGUGGGUGAGUGUGGAAGCGGUAGUGUAGCGGUUAGCGCGCUGUGCUAUGAACCUGGCGACCCGGGUUCGAUUCCCGCUCACGGCCAACACCAGUGACGAUUAUCUGAACCGGUCCUGGGCCUCCCCUAGGUCGACUCAUCCUCAAAUGAGUACCUGGUGUGAUGUGUAAACAUCGCCGCUAGGGAGACGAAGGCGGCUAGGCUUGGUUCUGGCCACCCACCCCCUCGUGUGUGCCGUGCCGGCCUUUAUAGGUGCUCACUAACAGCACUUGCCCCUACAGUCUGUCAAGGCUAUACGGGGGGAUCUUUGUCUUUAUGGGAGAGUGGGUGGUGGAACACAGUAUGGAUGAACAAAUGCAUAGGUGAGUGGGUUGCUUAGAGUUAUUAAGUGGGUAGGUGAGGAAAUGUGAAUGUGGUGAGUGGGUGUGUGAAUGAGGGGGUGGGUGAGUUUUUAAGUUCUGACCUGUAGUUACAAAUUACCACGCACAUCACCCAACAUUCUUAUUAGGUAUUCCUCAGUUGUAUGGGUUUAUAUUGUUGCCAUUUGAUUUGAUUUCAGCAACAAAACAAUAUGUGUCAGUGUAUAAGAAAAUUGGAUGUUGGUGUGUAAGAAAAACACGAUCAACUCAACAAAACAGAAUAAAGAAAGGUCCAAAACGUAAAGCGACCAGCAAUAAAUGACACGAUCGAAGUUGUGA